Gopherus flavomarginatus (Mexican gopher tortoise) is the source of this 4255-nucleotide messenger RNA. It is a transcript of the gene RNF144B, whose product is annotated as ring finger protein 144B. Bases 707 to 1618 code for a protein of 303 amino acids. Gene Ontology annotation, cellular component: mitochondrial membrane; cytoplasm; ubiquitin ligase complex. The record is from RefSeq and is a predicted model, not a curated record. The transcript has 8 exons. Gene Ontology annotation, molecular function: ubiquitin conjugating enzyme binding; ubiquitin protein ligase activity; zinc ion binding. NCBI's taxonomy places the organism in Eukaryota, Metazoa, Chordata, Testudines, Testudinidae. Gene Ontology annotation, biological process: positive regulation of proteasomal ubiquitin-dependent protein catabolic process; protein polyubiquitination; ubiquitin-dependent protein catabolic process.
ACAAUACAUGAUUUAAGCUGACAUUCUCCAGAACACAAAAGGCUUUUCUUUUCAGAGUGAGCCUCCUUCUUUCUGCUCCCCCUCAAACAUUCAGUAGCUGUGGAAUCCUCAGACACUGACCCCAGCCUGGUUUCUAUACUGUACUCAUGAAAUGUAAAAAAUGAAUUUUGCCUUUGUAAGACGAGAAGGAGGAGGAGGAGGCGGUGCUUUCAGACAAACACCGCAUGUAUGAAUUGCAAUGAGCAGACCUUGGCGGUUGUGUGUCCCUUCCCCAGACUUGCUCAGGGCACAACUUUAGUCCAAGCUGGAGAGAUUGUAGGUACGCAGAGGUGGUCCUGCAGCCGCCCACCGCAGCUCUUGUCAACUGAGAUCCUGAACUUGCUGCUAACAUCCUCCUCAGGAGAGGAGAAGAGAGGGAGCUGAGUUAGGUAAUGACAGAGGAGAGAAAGAAGUGAACAGAGUACAGGAGUGAGGAAGGGGAGAGAGAGGGAAGGGUAUCUGCAAGAGAGAGGUUUUUCUUUUAUGACCUGAAGUUGUUGUCAGUUCCCUCGCUGUUGUUACGCACCAAGAAACUAUUGAAAUUGCAAGAUAACAGGAACUGGGUUAAGGAAGAAACGCCUCAAAGCUUAAAACUUCAUGCCAUCCCCUAACUGCUGGGGCAGAGGAAGAAAGGUUGAGUGGACCAGAGUAAGAUAUUAAUGAACGGAUGGACUCUGCUGGUAAGAUCGGCCAUCACACCGUGACAGCUGACAUGUCAGAAGCUGGAGAAUUGUCUCUGGAACCUCUAGUCACUUGCAAGCUAUGUCUCUGUGAACAUUCUCUUGAUAAGAUGACUACUCUUCAAGAAUGCAGCUGCAUCUUCUGUACAACGUGCCUAAAGCAGUAUAUGCAGCUGGCAAUUCGAGAAGGCUGCGGUUCUCCCAUUACUUGUCCAGACAUGGUGUGUUUGAACCAUGGGACCCUACAAGAAGCAGAGAUUGCCUGUUUGGUACCUGUUGAUCAGUUUCAGUUAUACCAGCGACUGAAAUUUGAACGAGAAGUCCACUUGGACCCAUGCAGAACGUGGUGCCCUGCUGCUGACUGCCAGACCAUGUGCCACAUUGAACUGAGUGACUCAGGACAACCAGUGUCUGUGGAAUGCCCAGCUUGUCACCUGAAAUUCUGUUCAUCUUGCAAAGAAGUAUGGCACCCAGAGUGCUUGUGCCAGGACAACCAACCCACUGUAAUACCAACUGAGCAGGGAGCACUUACCAGGACUGACACAGAGUCUCCAAUUAAACAGUGCCCAGUGUGCCGGAUCUAUAUUGAACGAAAUGAAGGCUGUGCUCAAAUGAUGUGUAAGAACUGCAAGCAUACAUUUUGCUGGUACUGCCUACAGAACUUGGAUAAUGAUAUCUUCUUAAGACAUUAUGACAAAGGCCCCUGCAGAAACAAACUGGGUCAUUCUCGAGCCUCAGUUAUGUGGAACAGAACCCAGGUUGUGGGGAUCCUGGUGGGAUUGGGUAUCAUAGCGCUGGUGACUUCUCCCUUGCUGCUUGUGGCAUCUCCAUGCAUCAUCUGCUGUGUCUGCAAAUCCUGCAGGGGCAAAAAGAAAAAGCAUGACCCACCGACAACCUAAAAUUCUGUGUCUGUUUCUGCCUCCGUCUAUACAGUAGAUGUAUGUGAGAAAGCGCAAAGAUUGGGUUUUGGUGUCAUAUCUACCAAAUAAUUCUCCCUCUACUUGCCAACUUUGAGGAUAAGUGCCUAUUGUUUUCAGGCCACUGUAUUGCUUGCAAGUCACAGUUCAGGAAAUGACUGGGAGAUUGUAAUGUGUAUAUAUAAUUUUAAAAGGUCACUGUCAGGUAAUUCAGCCACAAAUAUGAUCCACCUUUAAAACUGUUAGAAUCUUACAGAAAGAGGGAUCUUCCAGAACCUGGACAUGUAUUUAUUCUGCCAUAUUGUUGUUCUGCUUCUGCAGAACCAGUCAUGCAGCCAGUGGAGGGAGUACAGGUAAAUGAACAAGCCCACUUCUUAGUACUCUGCUGACUAUAAAGUAAAAGAAGAAGAAGUAUGUUGCUAUUAUCUGCUGGCUUGUGACCUAUUAAAAAUAACAAAUAUAUAUUUACAUAUAUUUGAUAAUUUCCCUUCAACCAGAUGCCACAGCAUUUUGUGUUGAAGGGGUAAGGUGGGGGAGUGGAAUACUGGAGAAAUAAUGAAGAGGAUAUUUACCAAGAAUGGAUUCUGAUAAUUAUAAUUUUGUAACUAUACCAUUGUGUUGAAUUGUAUGGAUUGUACUUCAGUGAACACACACACACACUCACUUAUGCCACACCAGUGAUUUUUGGUGUAUUACACCAUUACCAAUGAUCUACACCACACUAUAAACUAUGUUUAAAUUAUAUUAUUUAGAUGUAUUACCUAACAACUGUGAAAAUACAAUAUGUACCUCACAGUUGGCACAAAUAAAAACCAGAUGGUAUAGCUAUUGCAAACUCUGAUCUUAAUUGAAUAUUCAUUACUAUGAAAAACAGGGCCAAACUAGCUGCUGUUGAUGUCAGUGGUAUUUUUACUAUUGAUCUCAGUGGGAGCAGUAGCAACCAAUAAAAUAAUCUUUCCUGUAUUAAAAAAAAAAAAUCUCAUUUGCCAAUGCCUCAAUGGAAAUCAUUGUCUUGUAUAUUCUGUGUUAAAAGAUGAUGUUACAAGUCAACAAUGCCACAUCUUUCUUGAAAUGUUAGGUUUAUAUACAUGACAUGGCUGCUACAUUCUUGGGCUGACCGUUCUACCUACUUGUGGCUCCAUUUCCCUCUGCCUUUUGUGAGUACCGUGGAUUUUGUAAACUUGUGGAAACAGAUCUAAUGUUUUAGUGAAGGCCAUGAUACAUCUCCCAUAGAAUGUGCAGUAAACCAUAUAAAACGCAUGUAUGUAUAUGUAUGGUAUGUAUGAUAGUACAUAAUAUUUAAUAUAUUUUGUGUGUAUAUGUACACACUCAGAGUUCUUUAUACAUUUUUAACAGUUUAUAAAGGGUAGCAACAAGAACCUUGUAAAAAUUACUCAGCACCGGUUAGAGAUGUGGCCAGCACAUCCCACCAAGCAACCUUUUUAGAAUUGUGGCAACUAACACAAAUCUCUGGAUAAAAAUUUGCUGUAUUAAUUGGUAGUUAUUAUUUCUAUCCCCCAAAAGGGUAAAGAGCACUGUUAUUAAUGAUUUAUUGGUAGUUACUUUGUAUCUCUAAAAGGCUGUCAUUUAAUGCUCUAGUUUAAUUUGGUUCUUCACUGCAAGCAUGAUUCAGAUCCUGAUCUCAACUACGCCAAUGUGCAUUCAGAAUAACUCUUCUGAAGCUCAUGGACUUCACUCUGGAUUUGCAUGGGAAUAACUGAGAUCAAAUUCUGAUCCAUAGUGUUUAUACCACCCUUAGUUGGUGCUUACUUGUUUUCUGGGCUCCUGUUUGUACAUUUGAUAUUUGUGGGAAUUUACAUGAGUUUUCUCUACAAUCAGCAGUAAUUCCAACCCCAGUUGACAAGGUCUGUAAGGAGAAUGAAAUGUGAUGCAAAGUCAGAAAAAGUUAUCAGGCAUCCAGUCCUCUAGCCUACCCUCCCUCCCAGGCUACAAAGAGAAAACUAAAGUGAACUUCAGUUUUAUUUUGUUUGGCUAAGCCUCAGGAACUUUGCCUUCUUGGCAACUGUAAAUGUGACCUUUUUGUUCAACGUCUCUCUCUGGCUGCUGAAACAGUAGUAAACAUCUUAUUUUAAGGAAGCAUAGUCUGCAGAGCAGACUAACAGGGACAAAGACCUUAAAUAAUAGUGUCUGCUUCUCUUUUAACAAAAUUAAUGUUGAAUGAAUUUGCUUCCAGUAAUGACUGGAAGGUAGACAGUGUACUAGUCUGAAAGACUGUAUUUAUUCUCCAUCCAGAGCUUAAUCUAAGUGAAGCAGGAAGGUAGUCAGUACAUUCUAAAUAUAGAGUACAAUGCAGGCCAAUGUGAUUUAUGAUAAGCUGAGAGUAUUUUAUGUACGUGUUUUCUUUAGGAGCAGUAAUGGUCAUGUUGGGCGUUACUCAUGACAAAUUAAAAUGUUCGGCCUUUGGCCUUGCACUGUUUUUCUACCUACACUUUUACAGCAGUACUGUCAUUUCCAGUUUAUCCGUGAUCUUCUAGUAGAGAAACUCCCUUGAACAAACUCCAAAGGACAAAUUGUUGGAGAACUGUAAAGUCUUUAAUCAUAACCAGUGCUAUGAUAUUCAAUAUCCCUCACCUAUUAAACCUCAUGGUGUUUUUCAUA